AUGCAUAAGCCAUGUUGGCUGCUUAUGAUCUCCAGUCUAAGCCUACUCCUAUGUCUUGCCAAUCUGGGUCCAGUAGAUUCUCAAUCAAGAACUGAUGGCGAAUUUGAAAAUAAGUUACGCCUACGACUGUGGAUUAAUUGUACAGAUCGCAAAUACGAAUCCACAAAUUUAGUGCACUCUCAAUAUUGGGUAAUGGCUAACUAUAUUCGGGCGAAUCACGGUGAUUUGCGAUGUUUCUCGUCUGUAACCUACACCACACAUGCGGACUAUCGUUAUCUGGACAAUGUGGUGCAAUUGGUGGAUCGCUGGCGAUCUCCAAUUAGCUUAGCUCUUUAUGCACCCGGCUUGGAUUUUAAGCCCACUGUCAUAGGCAUCCUUUGGCUACGAAAAUGUGAUCCGCAACGUGAAUUGAUCCAACAGUGGGUUAGUUUUCAUAUAUAUUUUAAUGUGGAUCAAAUACCAAGCGAUAUACCGAGAGAACGAACAUUAUUGCAAUGGCAAGUAAAUUGCAAGCAACCGGCGCCAUUUUUAAAUGUUCCUAAGACCAAACUCUAUAGAUGGGAAAAAAGACUUGACUAUCCCGUGAAUGUUGGACGUAAUAUAGCCAGAAAUGCAGCUCUAACUCAUUUUGUGCUGGCUUCCGAUAUUGAGCUUUAUCCCUCACCGGGUUUGUCAAAUGGAUUCCUGCAAAUGCUUACUCGUUAUCCAGAUUUGCUGAAGUCUAGAAAAAAAAUUGUUUUUCCCUUAAAUAUUUUCGAGGUGCACAAAACAAUUGCUGUGCCAAAUACAAAGCCGAAAUUGCAAUAUCUGCUUGCCAAAGGACACGCUCAGUCCUUUCAUAUCAGACUAUGUGCUUCGUGUCACAAUGGACCACGAUUACGAGAAUGGAUCAAUGCAAUUGAUUUAUCAAAUACUAUUAAAGUUUUUCAUGUAAGCAAACGGAGUGCGCAAUAUAAUUAUUGGGAACCCAUCUACAUUGGCACAAAUAAUGAUCCUCUCUACGACGAGCGUUUCACUUGGGAGGGCAUGUGGGAUAAACUAACCCAAGCCUAUGCCUUGUGCGUUUUGGACUAUGAAUUUCAUACUCUGGAUAAUGCUUUUUUAGUUCACAAGCCAGGUAUUAAAAAGAGCAACAGAAAUUACGCAAGAUUGGCAAAGGGCUUACGAUCUUAUCAGUUCAUACAAAGAGAGAUUCUUCUUGAGUUCUAUGAGAAAUAUGGAAGGCAUGAGAAUUGCACUAUAUAGUGAAAACCGAUAAUAACGUUCAUAUACUCAGUGUUUAAAAUAAAAAUGUAUCUUCUAAAUUGAAUAAU
Molecule: messenger RNA, 1313 nt
Organism: Drosophila innubila
Lineage: Eukaryota; Metazoa; Arthropoda; Insecta; Diptera; Drosophilidae
Product: beta-1,4-glucuronyltransferase 1
Exons: 1
Coding region: 1-1245 (414 amino acids)
Source: RefSeq, a predicted model, not a curated record